Molecule: messenger RNA, 2797 nt
Organism: Salvelinus fontinalis (brook trout)
Lineage: Eukaryota; Metazoa; Chordata; Actinopteri; Salmoniformes; Salmonidae
Product: indoleamine 2,3-dioxygenase 2-like
Exons: 10
Coding region: 51-1277 (408 amino acids)
Biological process (GO): 'de novo' NAD+ biosynthetic process from L-tryptophan
Cellular component (GO): cytoplasm
Molecular function (GO): L-tryptophan 2,3-dioxygenase activity; indoleamine 2,3-dioxygenase activity; metal ion binding
Source: RefSeq, a predicted model, not a curated record
CUCACUUUGCAUACUUACCAGAUCAUUCAAACUGCCCUCGUUCAGCCCCCAUGGCCUCUACUAUCACAGACUCACAGAAGCCUUUCUCUUUGGACCCCUACCAUGUCUCUGAGCAAUUUGGCUUCAUCCUCCCUGCACCCCUGGCAGAGUUGCCGCCAUACUACCAGCCCUGGAUGGACAUUGCCCAGCAUGUUACAGAGCUCAUUUACUCUCACAUGCUGCGCUCCCACAUUCUCAAGAUGCCCCUGCUGAACACCCAAUUCCUGGAGAGCCACAGAGAGCUGCGUCUGGCCCACUUGGCCCUGAGUGUGAUGACCAUGGGUUACGUGUGGCAGGAGGGGGAGGAUGACACAGUCAAGAUGCUUCCCCGCAACCUGGCCAUUCCAUACUGUGAGGUGUCUCAGCGCCUAGGACUUCCUCCCAUCCUUACCCAUGCAGACGCAGUACUGGCUAACUGGAGGAAGAGGGAUCCACAGGGACUGUUUGACAUGGAGAACUUGGAACUGCUUGUCACGCUACCUGGUGGGGACAAUGUGAGAGGGUUCUUCAUGGUCACUCUGCUAGUGGAGCUGGCUGCAGUGCCAGCCAUUAAGAGUAUUCCUUUGGUUAUUAACGGGGUUCAGUGCAGUGAUGCUGAGACUGUAACCAGAGCACUAGAGGAAUUCAGCCAGGCCAUGCAGGGCAUGACAGAUGCACUUAAACUGAUGCAUGUGUAUGUCAAACCCGAAGUCUUCUAUGGCAUUAUGAGGAUCUAUCUGUCUGGGUGGAAAGACAACUCCUCCAUGCCAGCUGGGUUGGUGUAUGAGGGCGUCCAGGCAGAGCCUAUGGAGUAUUCUGGUGGGAGUGCUGCCCAGAGCAGUCUGCUGCACUGCUUUGAUGAGCUGCUGGGUGUCAAACAUGAAGCAAAGAGUGGUGCCUUUCUGACCCGUAUGAGGAACUACAUGCCCCCUUCCCACAAGCGUCUGAUCCAGGACAUCUCUCUGCAGCCCUCCCUGCGAGGCUUUGUCCAGCAGCAGGCCUGUGAGCCGCUGACCGCAGCCUUCCAGCUCUGUGUGACCAAGCUGCUUGCCCUCCGCAGCUACCACAUCAACGUGGUCAGCCGCUUCAUCACUGUGCCCGCUGCCCGUGCCCGACAGCUCCGAAACCAGGGGAACAUUUCCCAGGAGGAGACUGUCAGCAUGGCGCCCGCGGCACUGGAGGAGACGGGCACCGGCGGCUCGGGCAUCAUGAGCUUCCUAAAGACUGUAAGGGACCGCACACGGGACGUCUCAAUUUAAACCAUCAGUGUUCAUUUCCAUUAAAUGCAACCACUAAUUUCUUAAUUUAAUCUAAAAUAGAAUGUAAAAUAUGUAUCGGAUGACUAGUCCAGACCGACUGUGCUCAUACCACAAUCCCCAAUUCCUGCAUGAGUCAGAAAACUGUCAUGCAAGAAAUCUCGCACUUUUUCUACAUUUUGUUAUGUUUAAGUAUUAUUGUAGAAUUGAUUAAAUAGCUUUUUUUCUCAUCGAUCUACACACAAUUCCCCAUAAUGACAAAGAAAAAAGAAAUAAAAAUAUUACAUUUACAUAAGUAUUCAGACCCUUUAAUCAGUACUUUGUUUAAGCACCUUUGGCAGUGAUAACAGCAUUGAGUCUUCUUGGGUAUGACACUACAAGAUUGGCACACCUGUAUUUGGGGAGUUUCUCCCAUUCCUCUCUGCAGAUCCUCUCAAGCUCUGUCAUGUUGGAUGGGAGCUUUGCUGCACAGCUAUUUUCAGGUCUCUCCAGAAAUGUUAGAUCGGGUUCACUCAAGGAUGUUCAGAGACUUGUCCCAAAGCCACUUCUGCAUUAUCUUGGCUGUGUGCUUAGGGUCGUUGUCCUGUUGGAAGGUGAACCUUCACCCCAGUUUGAGGUCUUAAGCGCUCUGGAGCAGGUUUUCAUCAAGGAUCUCUUUAUACUUUGCUCCGUUUAUCUUUGCCUCGAGCCUGACUAGUCUCACAGUACCUGCCGCUGAAAACAUCCCCACAGCAUGAUGCUGCCACCACCAUGCUUCACCGUAGCGAUGGUGCCAGGUUUCCUCCAGAUGUGCCCCUUGGCAUUCAGGUCAAAGAGUUCAAUCUUGGUUUCACCAGACCAGAGAAUCUUGUUUCUCAUGGUCUGCGAGUCCUUUAGGUGCCUUUUGGCAAACUCCAAGCAGGACUGCUGCAUGAGAUGGUUGUCCUUCUGGAAUGUUCUCCCAUCUCCACAGUGGAACUCUGGAGCUCUGUCAGAGUGACCAUCGGAUUCUUGAUCACCUUCCUGACCAAGGCCCUUCUCCCCCGAUUGCUCAGUUUGGCCCGGCGGCCAGCUCUAGGAAGAGUCUUGGUGGUUCCAAACUUCUUCCUUUUAAGAAUGGAGGCUACUGUGUUCUUGGGGACCUUCAAUGAUGCAGAAAAGUUUUGGUACCUUUCAGAUCUGUGCAUCAACACAAUCCUGUCUCUGAGCUCUACCGACAAUUCCUUCGACCACAUCCUGUUUGGGAGUUUUUGCAAAAUAAGUAAUUUGAAGGUCCCUGCAAUUGAUCAUAACUAACACAAAAAAGUUACAAUGAAACUUCCACUGUCAGCAAAGAGCAAGUGUCCUAAGGUCUGCAGUACCCAGAGACACCAGAGUAGGGCACUAGUGUGAGAGAGUGAGAGAGUGAGACCACUUGCUAUGUACAUCAGAAAACUGAGGAAAUGGACAGUCCACACCUUCCAUCAUUAUUAUUAGUAUGGUCCUGUUGAGGCACGUGUACUGGCUUAUGUUUUCAUCUUCUGUUUGACGAUAAUGGGAUGGAC